CAUAACGAAUCCACCUUGAAAUGAGGAAAGAACAGAGUAAUAUACAUAUAUAGAUCCACCAUAGCUCUUAAUUUCCUCUGCUCUGCUCUGCUCUGCUUUCUCUCUCUCUCUCUCUCUCUCUCUCUCUGCCAACACACACACACAUACAUACAUUCAUAGACACAUAUAUAUCUGUACGUAUAAUCAAUCCUCAUCAACACUGAAGAUGGGAAGAGGGAGGGCACCUUGCUGUGACAAGAGCAAGGUGAAGAGGGGUCCAUGGAGCCCUGCAGAAGACUUGAGCCUCAUCACCUUCAUCCAGAAGAAUGGCCACCCCAACUGGCGUUCUCUCCCCAGACAAGCUGGGCUGCAGCGAUGCGGGAAAAGUUGCCGAUUAAGGUGGAUUAAUUACCUAAGACCAGAUGUUAAACGAGGGAACUUCACCAGGGAAGAAGAGGACACAAUAAUCAAGCUGCAUCAGUCUCUGGGAAACAAGUGGUCUAAGAUCGCUUCCCACCUACCAGGAAGAACCGAUAACGAGAUCAAGAAUGUCUGGAACACCCAUCUAAAGAAAAGAUUGACAAAGCAAGGCAAUGCCGAUCAGGCCAUUUCUCAUCACAAGCACGAAAACUCCUCACCCUCCCCCUCUUGUUCGUCCGGUUCGUCCCCCAUGAAGGUCGCACCACAAGAAUACUUUCCUAAAGAAUCGUCGAGUUCGUCGACCUCCAUCACUGGAGCCGACGAGGUGGGUUGUUCCGCGGAUCAAGUGAUUGAAAUUCCAUUUGAGCUGGAUGCUGCUGCUGCUGCUGAUGAUGAUUUCUGGGACAUACUGGAUAGCCUGGAAGAUCCAAAUGUUCAGGGCAUGAGUAGUAGUAGUGAUCAUGAACAUGGGGAGGUUGAGUGCAGCGAGUGGCUAAGGUACUUGGAGAAUGAGCUUGGAUUGGAAGCAACCAGCAGUGAUGAGAAUGAUCUAAUUAUCCAUAGCCAUAGCCAGCCAACAGAUACAGAUCUAGAUGGAUCAAUGAUCAGCCCAGAAUUCGUCCUUGACUAUGGCAAGUGUUAUUUCGAGAUGUGGCCCUCUCCCCCACCCCCAAGUCUUGGGAUCUAAUAAUUUAUCAGUCUACUCCCAAUUCCCAAUCUUUCUUUUCCUCCCAAACCCCAUCGCGUGGUCGGUCGUCAUCGUAACGUUUUAGGUCGAUGAGAAACAGAAAUUUUAUUCAAAACUUUUUAAGUAUUUGAUCGAUAUAGCUUGAGAUAAGAAAACUUACUAGAAUUAAACUGAAGAAUUGUAAUACAAAAUUAUCACUUUAUAUUAUGAUUUAAGGUCAAGGAGUGUAGUGAGUUUACACGAACACAAAUUUUAUAUAGAAUUUUUAC
This is a messenger RNA of Diospyros lotus (date-plum), 1356 nucleotides long. RefSeq names its product transcription factor MYB58-like. Bases 206 to 1087 code for a protein of 293 amino acids. NCBI's taxonomy places the organism in Eukaryota, Viridiplantae, Streptophyta, Magnoliopsida, Ericales, Ebenaceae. The record is from RefSeq and is a predicted model, not a curated record. The transcript is spliced from 3 exons.